AUGGGGGGUUACGAAGGGCAGAACAAGCGCGCGCUCAUCUGGGCUGCUCUGUACUUCUUGGCAUGGAUUCUGCAAAGAUUGUGGUGCCACCUGGGCCUGCCCGAUCACUGCGACCUCGCGAUGCGGCCAUUGGACGUGCUGACGGAUUUGGUGGUGCUCUUCACCUUCUCCCUCGCACAGGCAUACUGGUGUGAGAUCUUGCUGGACGACCGUUUCGAGGAGCUCAAGAAGGCUCCUUGGAUUUUCGGCGUCAUUCUCAUCACGCCAAUCAUCAUCUCGGCCCUUGGGCGUAUCGGUGGGCUCGAGCGGUGGGACAAGGACAACGAGGGCAAAGACUUCGAGUUCUCCGCCCUCCGAUCGACCAUCUUCGUCUUCGGCCUUAUCGCCGCCGUGCUCCUUGUUGCGUGGCACUUCGCACGGGCGUGGCUGACUCUUCCCGGCAUGCAGCUUCUGUCGGGAGGCGUUAAGGUCGAGCCGCCUAAGGAAGACCUCCACGGCAUCUACUCCUCCAGCCGCAUCGUCAUCAUCGCGUGGUGCAUCCUCUUCACUUCGUUCAUCAUCUCCGAGGACGACGGCUUCGAUUACAGAGGCGCGCUACUCGCAUGGAUGCUGUCCCUGAUUGCGGUAUUCCCGCACCCCGUGAGCUACAUCUGGCUCGGUGUCAACACGGGCAUCUUCUUGCAAGGGAUCGGUGCCAACCGUCUCCGGUUCCUGGGGUGCAAGGAGUGGUGAAAGCGUGAUAAUUGUCUUACGACUGUUGUUCUUUUUUGUGCGGGGGAGAUCAAGAAGGUGCAUCGCGGAGCGGACUUAUUCGCCCGCGAUGUCCUCUGAGGCUUCGCGACAGCAGUGUCGUAUUGUGAAGUUGUCUGGGUGGUUGGAGUGAGCGAGUUCCACCCAGGGUCAUGAUGAUGGUGUGGGGAGGGUUAUUCUUAGCUGGCUACACUUUCCGUUCGCCAGAGAGUUUCUGGCCGAGGGAUCAUGGGGCCCAUGCCAGGUUGGCGUUCCACCGAUACCCACUCACACGACGAAUUGUGUGAACUGGCAGUUUCGUGGUGGGUCGGUAGGGUUUCUGCAUUUUGUUUGGGCACUACAUACAUUGCUGGACUUUUUCCAACUGGUUCGUGGCCCUCAUUUUCUUUGGUUUCGGUUCUUUGUUUGGGUGCCCACUCCGAAUUUUCACCGAUAUGGUCGGGCUGAUUUCUCGAUGAUUUUCGUAUUUUGGUUUUUAUUUUUUUGUCUGUAUUCCGACUUGACGGUAAGAGGGCAGGCAGCGUGCGCUUCGUUGGAUUUGGGUUGAAGAGGGAGGCGGGGCUUCUGCGUUGUUUGUUCGUGGGGAAGCACCAAGCAUCCACGAACGAAUCAUAGCGUAGGGGCGUUCUUGGCGGGUUUCUAGUACCACAUUAUCGUGAGUUGGAGUCGAUGGUCCACUCCUCCUCACGAUGAGAAAUGCCUCCCAAAGAAUGACAAAUAUCUCACGCGUUUAGCCACAAUCAAUCCGAAUUUCAGACCGCCUGGAGUAUCUCGGAGUUUCUACGUUUAUUUUGGCGGGGUGGAUUUCGCAAAGAGGAUCUGAGAGUACAGCAGUACCACCGUUGGUUGCGGGGACUUGGGGGUGGGGUGAAUGGAGUGAAAGUGUUUUGUUUCUGGGAACAACAAUUAUAAUAGUGUUGUGGUGUGUCCCUCCCAGAAUGAAAGGAAGUUGAAGCGUGGUAAGAUGUUUGACUCCUUGUUGCUUGUAUUUAUAAUUUCGUUCCGGGGAGGGCCAGACAGGUUCUUUCUCUGCUCGAUCAAGCUUUUGCCAUUUGCAGACGCGCACACGAUGACCGACCAGCUAGCUGUAGAUGGUACGGCCUCUUUCGACAUCUUUCUCCGUUGUGGUCAGCGUAGUCGGGCGUGUGGUACCAUAGAACAACGGUUACGCUAGUACGUACGCGGUGGCCACGCAGCAUGGCACGGUGCGAUGUGAGGGUGAGGAUGAUCCGGCUCUCCCAAUGCGAGCCAUCCUCUUGGAAGGGAUGGCCAUUUUAUAGUACGUGCGCGAAUUUUACUUGCAUCGUUGCGUUCCCUGCCGGUGUCGCCUUCUUUCGUUCUGUUUUUCCGCUCUUUUUUGCGAGAGGGAAAUUCUUUCUUAUCUGAAGGAGGUUGUAGGGGUCUCAUCAUGGAUGGUCGGCGUUGCGGCUUGCGUGUUUGUCCAAACGCUGUGAUGAUUUGUCGGCGUGUCUUGGUAUUUCUUGGUCCACUCUUCCGCAUGUCCUGUAAUUGUGGGCAUUUAUUUUGUUUAUCGUUUUUCAGUCCUCCCGCUUUUCAACUACUACUACUACAAUACCAUGCUCUACCGAAAUGACGACCCUCUAUGAUGGUGUUGUCGUGGUUUCGGGCCUGCUUGGUGUUGUUGUUGAACUGCGCGCAUUCUUGUAUACUGGGGCUUUUGUUUUACGUAUUUCGAAUUAUUAUUGUUGUCUUGCUUUGUUUGAAGGUCUUCUUUCUAGCGCCCGGAAUGACGAUGGGCGGGUGCCGCGGUGGAGGAC
Messenger RNA from Ectocarpus siliculosus, 2528 nucleotides. The record is from the annotation of a GenBank genome assembly. NCBI's taxonomy places the organism in Eukaryota, Phaeophyceae, Ectocarpales, Ectocarpaceae.